Messenger RNA from Mytilus californianus (California mussel), 1804 nucleotides. RefSeq names its product failed axon connections homolog. NCBI's taxonomy places the organism in Eukaryota, Metazoa, Mollusca, Bivalvia, Mytilida, Mytilidae. Gene Ontology annotation, cellular component: cytoplasm. The record is from RefSeq and is a predicted model, not a curated record. Bases 79 to 963 code for a protein of 294 amino acids. The transcript is spliced from 6 exons.
UUCAAUAACAUGGUUUACUACACAUGUUAAAGUUUACUACGAAAACAGUUGUGAAUGAAAUUUUAAGUACGUACCAACAUGACAUCGUUAUUGUUAAUGACUGGAACUGGUGUAGCUGCAACAAUACUUUUGGUUUUAAUUGUGUUGAUAAUGAACAGACGUAGACCGAAAAGUAAUGUUCCUCCAGGAGUUGUUGUACUGUAUCAGAUAGGAAGGGGCAACUUUGCGCCAAGUAUCUCACCAUUCCCGCUGAAAUUAGAAACAUUCCUCAGAAUGACAAAGAUUCCGUAUAUGAAUGAUCACAGUGGCAAGUUUUCAUCAAAAGGCAAAACACCUUGGAUGGAGUACAAUGGAAAGCCAAUAGCUGACUCGCAGUUCUGUAUAGAAUAUUUGAAGAAAGAGAAAGAGGUUGACGUAAACACACACUUGAAUAAAGACGAGACCAGUGUAGCCAAAGCUUUCCAAAGACUAACAGAGGAAAACUUGUACUGGACAAUGUGUAUUGAAUCAUUUGGGGGAGACGUGUCAGCAGUAUCAUCCACCAUACCUUAUACUGGCCUUAAAUUAUGGUUAACGGUAAAGUUUUUAAAGCGAGUAAUAAAACAGGAGACAUGGGGACAAGGAAUUGGGCGACAUACACCCGACGAAGUAUGGGAAAUCGCUGUCCAUGAUAUGACUGCUAUUAGUAAUUUCCUAGGUGUAAAGAAAUUCUUCAUGGGUGAUGAGCCUUGUGAAGUUGAUUGUGUAUUGUUUGGUAUGUUGGUCAUGAUUAUAUACAACAUGCCUGGAUCAAAACAUCAAAAACUUGUCACAGAAGAACUUUGUAAUUUGGUUUCAUAUUGUGAGCGAAUGAAAAACAAAUACUGGCCGGAUUGGAAUGACAAGCUUCUACACAGUCCUACGUAUAAAGAUGAUAGUGAUAAAAUCUAUUGGCAUAAAACAGAAAACUCUACACAUUCGUAGCAAGGACCGAACAUGUGCAAUUGAAACAAUUUUUGCAAAGGAUAACCUCAUUGACAUGUUCAUUCUUAGUCAUGAACGUCUAGAUAAUUUUUUGAUGGUUUAAAUACAACUUGUUAAUGAGGUAGCCAAUGGAAAGAUGAGGCAUUACAUAUUUUCUUGGAAUUCGUUAUAGAUUUUAGAAAGCAUUUUAAAAACUGCAAAAUUUUGAAUCUCUCAAAAAGAUGUUAUAUUUUGUAUGUGCAACUAAUAUAGAAAUCAAACCUAAGAAUGCAGAUUGUACAAAUGUAAUCAAUUCAUAUAAGUACGCCUUACCAUAUAUUGUGUUCUGUUGAUGUAUCGUUAUAAACUAUGUCUGUCAUAUUUGUUUUUUGUAAAUUGUUUUGUUAAUUUUCUCGUUUGGUUUGUUUCACAUUUCUCAUGUCGGGACCAUUUAAAGCCGACUAUACAGUAUGGGUUUUUCCCAUUGUAUGCGGGACGUACUGUGGCCAACACAUGCUUACAAUCACUUCAUUUUAAUUCUGGUGAACAGUGUGCAGUGUCAUUUGAACCACAUCUCUUCAUUUAUAUAUUGGUGACCAUUAUGAUACUUUAUUAAUUUCGUUCGUCCGAAGCACCUUUCUGUUUUUGCUUUCAUCAGGCACGCUCAAUUAUUUAAUCAUUCUUCACGCUUAUUUUCAAAUUUUUUGUUGCAAACAUGUGUCAUGCCUAUCAAAAUAAGUAUCAUACAAUUGAAAGCCUUUAAAUAAAAGAUGCAUAGGUAAUAUAUCAUCAUUACAUCAUUUCCCUGGAUAUAUUGCUAAAAAUCUUGAUAAAUCAUAUAAAGAUGUGCAGGAAUGUUGAA